Gadus macrocephalus (Pacific cod) is the source of this 3340-nucleotide messenger RNA. RefSeq names its product extracellular calcium-sensing receptor-like. Gene Ontology annotation, molecular function: G protein-coupled receptor activity. Gene Ontology annotation, cellular component: membrane. Lineage: Eukaryota; Metazoa; Chordata; Actinopteri; Gadiformes; Gadidae. Gene Ontology annotation, biological process: G protein-coupled receptor signaling pathway. Bases 237 to 2801 code for a protein of 854 amino acids. The record is from RefSeq and is a predicted model, not a curated record. The transcript has 10 exons.
UUACGUUAUGGGGCCGUUCUUUGAUUGGGGGUAAGAAUGAAUCUGCUUCUACUGAAUAGUGAGAUUAUUUUGUGGCAUUCUCUUCGUUGGGCUUUAGGCAUCGAUUAUAACCAAAUCCAAUAAUUGUUAUUAUGAUAUACAUCUGCUGUAAACAGUUUUUCUACUCUCUGCAUUUAAGUUAAAAUCAUUGUUUACAUAAUUUGACAUUGAGUGUCCAGUCUCAGUAGUGCUCCGUGAUGUUAUCGGCCUCCAGUCCGCCCAUGUCUUGGGUGUCUCUGCUCCUAACUGCGUGGUCCUCCAGGGCUCCCUCCCUGCUGCUUGUUGUGAUGGUGAGCAGGGAUGUGGGGCUCAGGGUGGGUCUGGAGGGGGUGCAGACCUCCAUGUGCUCUCGCUGGGGCUCCAGAGUGGAAGAGUUCAACCAGGGUCAGGAUGGAGACGUCGUCAUCGGCGGGCUCUUUAACCUUCAUUACCAACCGCCGGUUAUAGACCAGGAGUUCAUUAAGCCUCCGUUAUACAAUCCAUGCACUGGAUUGGAGGUAGAGACACUGAAGUCUGUCUACGCCAUGGAGUUUGCAGUAGAAGAAAUCAACAGAAACCCCCUCAUUCUUCCUGGUGUGAAGCUCAACUACAGAAUCCUCGACAGCUGUGGAAGACAUCCCUGGGUGCUGCAUGGAGCAUUCUCACUGGUUGGGGGAGAGAUGGAGAGUUGUGACUCCACAGCCAUCCUGCCACAAUCAAAUGUAUCUGGAACAUCGUCAUCAAUGAAAGGGGGCCCAUCUAUACCGCUGAUCAUCGGUGGGGCUUCUUCUACCACAGCCAUAAUACUGUCUAGGUCACUGGCCUCUCUCUCUGUUCCAGUAAUUAGCUACCUUGCUAGCUGUCCCUGUCUUAGCGACAGACAUCGGUUUCCUAACUUCUUCAGGACCAUUCCCAGUGACGUCUACCAGGCUAAGACCAUGGCCCGACUUGCAAUACUCUUCAACUGGACUUGGAUUGGAGCAGUCAUUGCAAACAAUGACUAUGGUCGUCUGGCAAUUCAGGUGACCGAUAGGCAGUUCAUAGCCAGUGAGGCUUGGAGUACUAGCAGCGAUCUUUUACAAAAUGUUGCCAUUUUGAACGUGGCAAGUGGUGUGUUAGGUGUUGCUAUUCGAAGUGCAAGGAUACCAGGAUUUAAAAGUUUCCUCCAGGAAUUAAAACCCUCAAAUCGCCCUGGCGAUUUACAUCUGCGGGAAUUCUGGGAAAAGGAGUUUGAAUGUAGCCUUUCAACGACACCGUUGAAUCCUCAGUCCAUGUCUGAUGGUUUAACUACAAAUAACUUGACUGCUUCUCAUGCCACCAAAUCUCCACUGUCAGCUACUCUUUCACUGUGCACUGGGAGAGAGACACUUGAGGGCGUACAGAAUAUUUUUACUGACACUGCCCACUUAAGGGCCGAGUAUAAUACCUAUCUGGCUGUGUAUGCUGCAGCCCACGCUCUGCACAGCCUUCUCUCGUGCCCAGAUAAAGAGAGUUCUCCAAGAGACAACAGCUCCACCUGUAGCUCACCUUAUAACAUUACACAUAAAGAGUUGUUAGAGCACCUGAACAAAGUGAACUUCACUACUCCAAACGGGGAGGAAUUCUUCUUCCAAGGAGCCGACAUCCCAGCUGCUUAUGACCUGGUCAACUGGAAGACCUCCCCUGAUGGGUCACUGAAACUAGUUCUGAUUGGUCGAGUGGAUGGCCUGGAAUUACACCUGAACAAAACAUCUAUUCAGUGGACUAAAGGCUCCAGUCAGGUGCCUAUUUCUGUAUGCAGUGAGAGCUGCCCCCCAGGAACCCGAAGAGCCAAUAGGAAAGGAGAGCCUGUCUGCUGCUUUGACUGUAUCCCCUGUACUGAUGGAGAGGUCAGCAAUGAGACUGGUUCCCAUCAGUGCAGGCGAUGUCCUGUUGAGUUCUGGUCCAACACGGGGAACACGGCCUGUAUUCCACGCAAAGUGGACUUCCUGUCUUUUAAUGAGACGAUGGGAAUCAUCCUGACAACUGCAGCUGUGUCUGGGGUUGUGGUCACUACAGCUGUUUUUGUCAUCUUUUUGUGCUACCAUAACACUCCUGUGGUGCGUGCAAAUAACUCAGAGCUGAGCUUCCUGCUCCUCCUGUCACUCAAGCUCUGCUUCCUGUGUGCGCUGGUGUUCAUUGGUCGUCCCUCCGUGUGGUCCUGCCGCUUACAGCAGGCAGCUUUCGGGAUCAGCUUUGUCCUCUGCGUCUCCUGCCUUCAGGUGAAGACCAUAGUGGUCUUGGCCGCUUUCCGCUCAGCUCGGCCAGGAGCUGGAAGCCUGAUGAAGUGGUUUGGUCCGGGCCAGCAGAGAGGCAGCGUCUGUUUCUUCACCAGCAUACAGGUGAUCAUCUGUACCAUAUGGCUGUCCCUCAGCCCUCCGAUUCCUCAUCGUGACCUUGGUUUCCAGGGGUCAAAGGUUAACCUAGAGUGUGCCAUGAGUUCAGUGGUGGGCUUUGCCGUUGUCUUAGGCUACAUAGGCUUCCUAGCCUGCCUCUGUCUCCUACUUGCUUUCCUGGCUAGGAAACUCCCUGAUAACUUCAAUGAGGCCAAGUUCAUCACCUUCAGCAUGCUGAUCUUCUGUGCUGUCUGGGUGGCCUUUGUCCCAGCCUACAUCAGCUCUCCAGGGAAGUACUCUGUUGCUGUGGAGAUCUUUGCCAUCCUGGCUUCUAGUUUUGGCCUGCUGCUGUGCAUCUUUGCUCCAAAGUGCUUCAUCAUCCUCCUGAGGCCUGAGAGGAACACCAAGAAACAGCUGAUGGGCAGAUAGGAAAAUGUGCACAUACAAAAGGGUAGGCAGCAAAUGAUUCUUAAUUUCAUGGAUUUCAAGGGACACAAAAAGUAGCAAAAUGUUGAAUAAUUAGCAAAUAUCUAUAUUCAUUUUUGGGAAGCAUUAUUUAAUACCUUGUCAAAUGUAUUCUAUCUUUAUUGUUUUAAUAAUAAUGUUUUGAUUACUUACGUCCUAUUAUCACUAUUAUUAGUUUCUUAAGAUGUAUGACUGUUUCUUAAGAGGGAUCCUCCCAACCAAAGUGGCACAACUACAUGUAACAUUUAUUAAGAUAUCUUUAGCAGUCAACAAAAAUCUACAUUUGUUCAAAAAUGUUAUUUCAUUCAAAUGUCAUGAUCUAACCAGGACAUUUUCUAUUGACACGUCAAAUGUGAUGAUAACAUAAUAAAAAUGUAAGCAUCAAGAAAAGUAACUUUAAGCUUUUUGUAUCGACUUGCUUCACCCCAAUAGUUUAUGUUGCUGUUCUUUCAACUCUACUAUUAAAGGAUGCUAUGUUAUAGAAAUUGUUCUCCCAAGUUAUU